Recurvomyces mirabilis is the source of this 1152-nucleotide messenger RNA. RefSeq lists its product as uncharacterized. NCBI's taxonomy places the organism in Eukaryota, Fungi, Ascomycota, Dothideomycetes, Mycosphaerellales, Teratosphaeriaceae. Gene Ontology annotation, molecular function: epoxide hydrolase activity. The transcript has 3 exons. Gene Ontology annotation, biological process: epoxide metabolic process. Bases 1 to 1152 code for a protein of 383 amino acids. The record is from RefSeq and is a predicted model, not a curated record.
AUGGCAGACUACAGCAAGAUCCCAGCCGGAGCAAAGCUGCAGCCCAAGCCCUUCAAAUGUCACGUCGACGAGGAGAAGCUCAAACACAUGCUCGACCUCCUCAAGCUCUCCCCCAUCGGCCCAGCAGUAUGGGAGAACACAGGCAAAGACCAAGGCGAGACCAAAAUGUCUCGCCCCGAUCGCAAGCACGGAAUGCACCACCUGAAUUCGUUCCCCCAGUUCAUGAUCUCGAUCCAGGACUCCGAAGGCCGCGACUACGACGUCCACUUCAUGGCUCUCUUCUCCGAGAAACCGGACGCCAUUCCCAUUGGUUUCUACCACGGCUGGCCAGGCUCCUUCAUGGAGUUCCUCGAACUCUUCACCCUCCUCAAAAAGAAAUACUCACCCAAAGACCUCCCCUACCAUGUCAUCGCUCCCAGCUUGAUAGGCUACGGAUACUCCUCCGGCCCAGCAAGAGACCUGGAUCUUCACCUCGACCGCACAACAGAAAUCAUGCACAAACUCAUGCUCGGCCUCGGUUUCACCAGCUACCUUGCCCAAGGCGGUGAUGUGGGAAGUAUGGUCUCCAAGACUAUGGCGACCAAGUACGAUGAGUGUAAGGGUAUGCACCUUAAUAUGUUCGCUUCGCCGCCACCGCAAGACGAAGCGAAGGCGAAGGAUAUCGAUGAGUUUGAAGCUCAGUGCUUGCAACGCGGGCAGGAGUUCCGUGAUAAGGGGAUGGCGUACGCACUGGAACACGGGACCCGCACGGGUACCAUUGGUCUCGUGCUCAGCUCCUCGCCGUUGGCGAUGCUAGCCUGGAUCGGCGAGAAGUUUCUCGAGUGGACUGACGAGGACCCGCCUCUCGAUACCAUACUGGCGAGCGUUUCGCUUUACUGGCUCACGGAUACGUUCCCGCGAUGUAUCUAUCCCUACCGAAGACUCUUCGAGCGACCACAGCUACCGUAUAUUAAUAAACCUUGUGGGUACUCGUACUUCCCAAAAGAAUUGGUCCCAACACCACGAUCUUGGGCGGCUGCAACAGCAAACAUCGUUUCGUAUUCAAGGCAUACUGGAGGUGGCCAUUUUGCUGCUAUGGAGAAGCCAGCAGAGUUGCUUGCCGACGUUGAGGAGUGGAUACCCAAGGCAUGGAAGGGCGAGUCAAAGCUGUAA